Sebastes umbrosus (honeycomb rockfish) is the source of this 2315-nucleotide messenger RNA. Its product is annotated as heparan sulfate glucosamine 3-O-sulfotransferase 6-like. The record is from RefSeq and is a predicted model, not a curated record. Gene Ontology annotation, molecular function: [heparan sulfate]-glucosamine 3-sulfotransferase activity. Lineage: Eukaryota; Metazoa; Chordata; Actinopteri; Perciformes; Sebastidae.
ACCUCAGAGCUCACAGACACAGCAGCCUGCAAGUCUCAUCUGACUGCAAAUAAACGAGUCAUGUUAAAUGACUAAACUUUCUACACUGACGAGGAAUAAUUUCUGACAAAAAAAAAAAGACAAAGAUUAUGAGGAUCAUUUUUUUUUGUGACCAAUCCAUCAUCUCCAUGCGAUGCCUCACUUUUACGCAACAGGUCCUGAGAGAUAAAUUUAAGAUUUUAAGAAUUUAAGAAGCAUGCUGUCCACGUUUUGGCCCUUUAUUGGCAGCAGGAGAUCAACUCAUGGGAUGUAGCGGAUGCAGAGUCAGGUUUGGCAAGGUGCUCUCCAAGGUGUCUGUGUUUUUUACCAUGGUCCUGAUCUUCACCUACUUCUUCUACUGCCUCACCGGACUCUGUGACUCGGCUCCGAGGACUUUAUACAGCCAGAGAGCUUCAGAUUAUGACUUUCUGGACAAUCACCGACGCGUUUUGGGCGAGCUGCGACCGUCGCCGCGUCUCCUCCUUCAUCCAGACGCGCAAACGUCUCCAAACGCGGACGCAGAGCAGGUGGAGGUGGAGGUGGAGGCAGAACAGCUGCAGCUUCAACAACAGGUGUUGGACAGGAGAGCAAAGGAGAGCAACAACAACGGCAUUCCAGUGGCCAACAGUUUUGGCACCAAAAGGUUUCCGCAGGUGAUUAUAAUCGGAGUGAAGAAAGGAGGAACCCGCGCUCUGCUGGAGUUUCUGCGCAUCCAUCCGGACGUGAGGGCGGUCGGUGCGGAGCCGCACUUCUUCGACCGGUUCUACGACAGAGGAGCGGAGUGGUACAGGAGCCUGAUGCCUCGGACGCUGGACGGCCAGAUCACCAUGGAGAAAACCCCCAGCUACUUCGUCACAAAGGAGGCUCCUAGCCGCGUCUGCACUAUGAACUGCCAAACCAAGCUCAUUGUGGUGGUCAGGGAUCCCGUGACGCGGGCCGUAUCUGACUACACCCAAACACUGUCCAAGAACCCAGGCCUUCCAUCCUUCCAGAGCCUGGCUUUAAAAAACUCCACCACAGGUCUGAUUGACACCACGUGGAGCGCCGUGCGCAUCGGCCUCUACGCCAAACAUCUGGAGAACUGGCUUCAGCACUUCCCCUUGUCUCACUUUCUGUUUGUCAGCGGUGAGCGCCUGGUGUCCGAUCCGGCCGGGGAGAUGGGCCGUGUUCAGGACUUUCUGGGUCUGAAAAGGGUCGUUUCAGACAAACACUUCUACUUCAACCAGACCAAAGGUUUUCCCUGUUUGAAGAAGCUCCGAGGGAGCAGCAGACCUCGCUGCCUCGGAAAGUCCAAGGGCAGACCCCAUCCCCAGAUCCCCUCUGAGGUCCUGCAGAGGCUCAGAGACUUCUACAGGCCCUUCAACCACCGUUUCUACCAGAUGACUGGACAAGACUUUGGCUGGGAUAAUAGAGGAGAUAAAAUCCAGUCUGACAGUUUAAUGCUCCACAGGACUAACGCUCUCAGGGACGGGGAGAGAGGAAUACAAGUCCACAAGCUGAAUCCUGCCUCAGUGGACUCAACAUGACAUGCAGCACAUGAACUGUCACUGUUUUGUCGGAGAAAUGCCGACAUGUGCUGCCAAUAUGCAAGUUACACACAUAGUUAAUGGCUUAGUUAUUAAACCAUUAAACCCUUUUCUUGCCCGUAUAAUGUUAUACCGAAGUUAGAAGCAAAGUGCGUACCAAAGGGAAAGGAAAAAACUUUGCCUUUGAAUAUCAUUUUGUCUAUAAAAUAAGCUGAUAUUUAUAGUUUCUGUUGAUUUGAAAUGCGACAGUUACAGAUUUCUUUUAUGAAAGAAAUGUAUUUAUUACACGACAAGGCAAGACAUAAAACUGAAUAUGUUUUCAUUGACAGGACAUUGGGAAAAAAAUGUCAUACUCCAUGAUAAACCACUAUGUCUUUUUAAUUAUUAGCAGUGUUACUUUGACUGCAUUUAUAUUUUCAUUACAUUUACUGUUUCCAAAUGUCCUUUGAAAAGCUACAUAUCUUAGUCUGAUGUUGCAGGGUAUUUCUCUGCACGUUGCAGUUGAUAUACCAAUGAUACCUCAUGUGUAAAUAUUAAAUGUGAUCAGAAACCACACAUACACACGUUCUAUGGCAGUUGUAGAUAUUUCUCCCCACACAUAUUUUAAUUGCCUUGGACAGCACCGACUGUAUCGGCUGUUACUCACUGUUUUGAUCUGUGAUUAUUUUGAACCAUCUAAAACUCCAUAUGUAAAGUACACAAAUCACAGUGGUGUGUAUAAAACCUAAAUUCUGACCUGUGUUGUGAAGUAAAGUUUUAUCUGACAUGACA